This is a messenger RNA of Patiria miniata (bat star), 1791 nucleotides long. RefSeq lists its product as uncharacterized. The transcript is spliced from 6 exons. The record is from RefSeq and is a predicted model, not a curated record. NCBI's taxonomy places the organism in Eukaryota, Metazoa, Echinodermata, Asteroidea, Valvatida, Asterinidae. The coding region runs from base 172 to 1209 and encodes 345 amino acids.
GAAUUUACCGCACCUUACCAAUUGGUGGCGCGCUUUAUAAUUUACGGAAGACGGAAACUGAGAAAGUGCCGUCUGCUCUUCCUUUUAUGUUGCGGAAACAAUUAAAGCUGAAAGAUAUUACUUUUAGACGGUUCAUACAGCAUAGUAUUAGUGGAGUGAAAAUAAUAUAACAUGGCUGGCGGUGAUGAUGAUAUUCCUCCCUUGGAGGAUAUGAGUGAGGUAUCGGAACAGAUUCAGGGUCUAAAGGAAGCAUCCUCCUACUCAUCAACGUCAUCAAGCAAUCUGGAGAUGACUACUGCAUCUCCUACUGUUGCUAAUGGCAACGCAUCAUCGACAUCAUCAACAAAUGAAUUACUGAGCAGUUCCAAAUCAGCAAAGUAUAAUAACCCAAAGGUAUCUACCCAACCAGUGAAAUAUUGCAGCUCAUCAACUGGCAGCUUUGGCGGGAUGAAGAAAGGUUUCCUCUUCGGUGCGCCCAGCAAGAAAACCACCUUCCCUGGUAAAACAACAGCCAGCCCAGCCAAAUCCACACAGGCAGCAGAUCCUAAUCCAGUGGGUGGUGAAGACAUCCCCUUGAUUCGACCGAAGAAAGAUGACGGGGAUAGCAAGGAGAAGUAUCAGAUUGAUGAGGUACAGGAGGCAUUGAAAGCCACUGCUCCACUCCUGCAAAGGAAAGAGUGGGUCACUGACGAUCUCCUAUCAAAUGUUGAGAAGCAUCCUCGUCUGGCCAAGCAGCUGACAGAUCCUAGAUUCGCUUCAGCCGUUCAGAAGUUCCAGACCAACCCACACCAGGCUAUGCAGGAUUACAAGGAUGAUACGGAGGUGCAGCAGUUCUUGAAAGAUUUCUCAGCUCUGCUUGGUGAUCAUUUCUCCACUAUGGGAGGAUCUUCCCCGCCCUCCUUUCCUUCAUCAGUCCCGCCCCCUCAAGGGACCAUCAGAACCCACGACAGCCCUAACGGAGCCGACAUCAAAGUGAAGAGCAGCACUAAUCCCAAGCAAGCCACGGCGGAAGACGAAGCCAAGAUGCAGCAGAUCUUAUCCGAUCCCGAGAUCAGAGAGAUCAUGAUGGAUAAGAAGAUACAGAGAUUAAUGGAAGCCUUGAGGAAUAAUCUGGAUCAAGGACAAAGAAUUCUCCAGUCAGCUGACCCCGAGAUGCGAGCCAAGAUUCAAAAGUUGGUGGAUGCAGGACUGCUGGGAUUUGCUCCUUAACAGGUCAAAAAGGUCAAAGGUAAUUAAAGGUCAUUACAAUGUGUCUGUCCAUGGAGUACCGAAGUGAAUACGUCUCGCACACAAAAUGCGUGUGAAAGACAUAUAAGCGCGUGGUUCAGCCCGUGAACCAACACGCGUGCGUACUCCAUUCGUUUGCACUACCCUUUCUGGUUCUAAAUAACAUCACAAUUCGGUACUCCAUUACAUGCUGGUCAUUGUUAAAAAAAAAAUAACUUGGGGUUCUUCAGAAACUACAUUGGAAAGACAAAUACUCCUGAAGUCCUCCAUGAGAACAAUUGCGACUGGAUUGCCCGACCCAUAGAUUUGCUAACCUGCCUUAUAUUCACAUUCCCAACUGUCCUUGUCAAAAAUAAUGACAUUUUCUGCUAAGAGUUAGCUUCUGGAUACGUUUUGAAUAAUUUUUAAAAAUUCCGUCCAGUUUUGUUUGUACAUUUUUUGUUGUUGUAAAAAUUGUAAAUAAAGACUGGAAUCCGCCAGCUAAUUUGUGACUCCAUUUCAUGUAUUCAACAGUUCAAUUUUUUUUCUAAAUUUCGGCAAGGCAAAGGACUAAUGUAAGGGGAG